AUGAAUUUAUUUGGCCAGCCAAAAUUUGAUAUUGAAAAAUUGAGGAAACAUAUAGAAAAAUUGAAGAUCGAGCAAGAAAAGCAGCUUUUAUCGACAAAUUUUGAUCCUUCGCCGACAGCUUGACCUACAAGUAUGGAAAGAAAAGAAAAUAAGUAUGGAUUCCACCUCGACUUAAAAAACACUACCUCGGCAUCUUUAGAGAGCAAAGAGCCUGUUUAUAUAGAAGUUAAGCAUGAUGUUCCAAUAUUACAAAAAGAUCCAAUAAGAUAUAAGAGUCUUAAGCAGCGGUACCAUACAAGGCCUUUAAGGAUGAGCACAGUUUCAUUAAAUGCCUCUACGAAUUUUCAUAAGGAAAGCAUAUAUAUAAAAACAGAAUCAGCGACUCCAAAAUGUUUUCAAAGAAGCAUUUUAUCAAAACACUCGGUAUUUCAAGUAAGCUCAUCUUCAUCUUGUGCUUCUCAAUUUGAGGAAGAUUUAUUUUAUAAUUCAAAUAUUCCUAACUCGUCACCGAAUUCAAGUAAAUUUUCAUGAAAAUCUUUAUCAUUUCAUAGAAAGGCAAAUUCGUUUGGAGGAGAAAAUGUAAAAUCUUUGUCAAAAGGAGGAGGAUUUAUGGCAGCUGGACUAUAUAUAUAUUAAAAUUGUGGAGUCAAAAUCUCCUCUUAACACCUUUAAAAGAGGGGCGGUGCUUGAAAGUGUAUCUGGCUAGGUUUUCUAGCCAGGGAUGGAAUCUUAACGAUAUGGUGAAUAAUUCAUGGAGAGGCUUUUCAAGUUCAAUUUCCUUGAUAAUUUUCCUGAUGAAGAAACUCGAAGUUGAAAGGGUGGUCCUAGCUACUUAUAGGACUCCAACUAGACUUAUUGGAAUAAUCACAAAGCAUAAUAUCCGAUAUUGAGUUCUGGGCUUCGAACUCCGUCUUUAACUGAAAGAUGGCCAAAUAUUAGAUUUUUCUAAUUUUCUGGAAGGCAGGCCACAUUGAUGCACGUACGACCCAUCACUUUACCCUCAGCAAGCCGCGUAUCAGACAAGAGGAGUUAACCCUGCGAGGAGCGGUUGCAGGCUGUCCAACGAGUAAUGCUGGAAUAAAUAUCCUAGUGGUAUUACAGGGAGCUUUUCUAUAAUUUAAUUUAGAUAAGAUUAUGCAGCUGGCCCUUUAAUUAAUAUUAAAAUCCAGCCUCAACAGCUGAGCAGUCCUCAUUCUUCUGCUCAUUCGGAAGACGUGAAAAAUCUAAGUUAUAAAAAUUUUAGAAGUGUUAAAAAUCCAAUUUUUCCUUCAUAUAAAGCCCAGCCAAACGAAGACAUUUUUGAGAAUAAUUGUAAUCGUAUAAAAAGAAGAAGAUUGUAA
Blepharisma stoltei is the source of this 1340-nucleotide messenger RNA. The record is from the annotation of a GenBank genome assembly. Lineage: Eukaryota; Ciliophora; Heterotrichea; Heterotrichida; Blepharismidae.